Serinus canaria (Common canary) is the source of this 3193-nucleotide messenger RNA. It is a transcript of the gene EMCN, whose product is annotated as endomucin. NCBI's taxonomy places the organism in Eukaryota, Metazoa, Chordata, Aves, Passeriformes, Fringillidae. The transcript is spliced from 12 exons. The coding region runs from base 832 to 1455 and encodes 207 amino acids. The record is from RefSeq and is a predicted model, not a curated record.
UAUGUUACAUUCACUUCAGAAGGCCUCAUCGUGGGGCUCGGCGCCCAGCGCCGGCUGCCCGCCGGGCCGAGCAGAAGGAGCCAGACUGGAAUCCCGGCUGGAAUCCCGGCUGGAAUCCUGGCUGGAAUCCCGGCUGGAAUCCUGGCUGAAUCCCGGCUGUAAUCCUGGCUGAAUCCCGGCUGGAAUCCCGGCUGAAUGCUGGUGCCACCUGGUGAGGGCCGGGGAAGCGGCAGGGAGCUGCCUGCGGGCAGCACUCUUCCCCUGAGAUCUGCCGUGAGGAGCCAGCAGCAUCACCUGCGGAUUGGCAGCCACGGUGUGUCACCCCCGGGGUGGUCACCGUCCCCUCUUCCCUCCCCUGGCAGCACAGGGACAGGGGGACACCCCCAGGCUCAGGCUCCUGGGACGGCUGGACAGGCAGCGAGGCCUGGGGGCUUCUUAUUCACAACUUGCAUCGUGGUUAAGGAGCGCUUCAGCACCGCUGGUGUUUAUUAACAAGGGUCGUUCUCGACGAUGUGGUAAUUUUGUGGUUUUGUUUCCCGAGGAUUGGCUGAAGGCCGAUGGAAUGCCGGCUCCCACAGAGCCCUCUUCACCCAGCAGGGCCUGGGGUGAAGUCACCCACACCUGGCAGCGAGAGCAGAGGCCUCAGAGACAUGAACUCCUGAAGAAUUAAAUGGAAACUGGAGUCUGGAGAGAGGAGGCAGAUCCCCGUGUGGUGCCUCUGAAGAUAACAUUCAAGCCACUACUGUCAAGACAACCAUUUCUGCAGUAACAUCAAAAGCUGGGGAAUCUGUGACUACAGGAACUUCACAAGCAACAACAUUGGCAACAGAAAUGCUGACGACAGCUGCAGGAGCUGCAAAUGAAACCAUCACAAGCAGCCCCCCGUCUUCUUCACCUAAUGCUACAUCACAAACAGCACAAACUACAACAGAAAAACCACCAGCUGUGACUUCAGCAGCAAGUACAAGUCUCAGCACAACAAACACUACUCAAGCAAGUGGAACACAAUCGACACAAAAUGAGAGUUUGGUUCCUUCAUCUACUAUGGGACAGUCUUUUACCUCUACUGUCUCUCCUAAAAGAAACACUUCUCCUUCUGGAACCUCAGGCCUUCUCAUGAGCUCUCCAACAAAUUCAACAAAGCCAACUUCUGAAAGUCCAGAAAGCGGGUCUGGAAACCAGACUCAUACAGGGAGUGAUAUCAGCUAUUCUAAUGUUAUCUUGCCAGUUGUCAUCACCCUGAUAGUCAUUACCCUCUCUGUCUUCUCACUGGUGGCUUUGUACAAAAUGUGCCAGAAGAAAACUCCAGAGAGACAAGAGAAUGGCGCUGAACAGGCCCAGUCAGAUAAAGAAGGAGUCAAACUUCUUUCUGUGAAGACAGCUUCUUCUGAGACUGGAGAGCAGUCAUCUCACGGGAAGAAUAAAACUCGGCAACUCUUCACAUCUCAGCAAUAAAUAUAUGUGAAGCAGCCUGUUUUAUCACAAUAUGCAGGAACAUCUCACCAAAGUUGUGUUUCAAUGGGAAAUGUGGAGAAGCUGAAGCUUUUUACCAUCAGGACACUUGUGUUAAUGACCAGGUUUUGACUAAAUCUCAAGCAUCUCCUUUCCCUUCUGGAAUGACAUGUAAUUUUUUGAUGGCUUAAUAACUGGUAUACCAUGUAUAUUUAUUAUUUUCACAUAUAGUAAAAGCAGGGAAACAAGGUUGAAGAGAAUGUAAAAACAAGAUGAGUGAAGAUGAUGUAAAAAUUGGAUGAUGUUUGCAUAGUAGCUACUAAAAAUGUUUUCUGCACACACAGGAAGGAAUAUGUCAGCAUACUUUGUUGAACUUAUGGUAGCUAGGGAUAUUUUAGUUGUAUGUAGCAGAAUGCAAACAGGACCUGACCCUUGAAACAGGACUGGGCAAACAGCCACUAUGAAAAUUAAUUCAGUGAUUUGCAUGAGAUUCCUCACUGUAGCACAUGAUUUGCUUGUCAUAAAUGUUUACAGGGUGGGAUGCCUGGCUGAGAUGCUGAAGUGUGUGCUUCUUUUUUUGUGAAGGGAGGAAUAUACCUUGUACUGAGGCCCUUUGAAAUUCUGUAAAUUACUGAACAUAAUGCUUGCAAUGUAGCAGGCAAUAGCUGGUUUUCACCUGUUCCUUGGCUAAUUGCACUGUGCGUGCUGCAGAUAUGACUCCCAUAUAGCCUGGGGCACGCAGUGGGAAUCAGCAAGGUAAGCAAUUUCACAGAUGAGCCUUCUUCCUUGUGUUCUGAGUAAUGCAUGGGAUUCCUGCAGGUUAUUAAAUAACUCUGGAAGUUCAAAGAGUGUUUCAAGUGCUAAUUACAGACACUCUUAAUUUGUACAGAGCCGGCAGUUUCAAAAUAUCAAGUAGUGCUUCUGCCUGCAUGUACCCUACCUUUCUAGAACUAUAAAUGUUUGAAAGUUGUAUUACUGUGAGCAUCUGCUCAGUCUCAAUCCACUGACUGUAGCAUUCCAAGAAUUACCUUUUUUUAUAUUGGGAAAUGAAAAGAAGACAACUGGUGGUCUAAGUGCGGGGCCAAGAUCCCGGACAAUCAUCUAAGUUUUAAAACCUAUUGAUAGAAUGCUUUUGAGGAACUUUUCUCUCCAAAUUCCUUCUCUGAAAUAUUAAAACUUGCUUAGCAUGAUGGUGAGAGAUUGAGCAGAUUUAAUACUUCAUGUCUAUAGACAAAUCUGAGAAGUGCUUAUUUCCCUGUACUUGGUCAUUGCUCUUACUUCUGCUUUGGUGGGUCUGAUAAUCUUCUUUCUUAGUGGCACCACGAGAGACUUUUGGUGAAGCUGAAUAAAAGAUGGGAAACUAACAAGUGUCCAUGCUGCAGCUGAACUUACAUGGUUCAUUCAGGUAUUCCUGGAUCGCUUGUGUUCCUCAGGAGCAGAGAAGUCUUGGAUGCCUACUUUGGAAAGAUCAGGCCAUCUAAAAAAUACUAGUUGGCAUCUGCAACUAUUCUGGUUCCGGAUUGAUGAGGUUUCCUUCAAAAAAAAAGCAGUCAUUGUGGAUUUUCAUGCUGAUUAAAAACCCAAGGUAUUUUGUAGUGUAUUGUAUCAUAGUGAAAGAACAGUAGAGAAAAGCAGAGAAAUAUUGGGACAUAUCUGUUUGGUUUUGUGCAAAAUCUGUUCAGAAACUACCAUGUUGUGUCAAGAAAAAAAAUUUACUGCCUAUUAAAAUUUAUUAUCUUUA